Messenger RNA from Pungitius pungitius (ninespine stickleback), 3470 nucleotides. It is a transcript of the gene ccdc177, whose product is annotated as coiled-coil domain containing 177. The record is from RefSeq and is a predicted model, not a curated record. The transcript has 2 exons. The coding region runs from base 555 to 3032 and encodes 825 amino acids. Lineage: Eukaryota; Metazoa; Chordata; Actinopteri; Perciformes; Gasterosteidae.
AUAUUAACGCAUUAAAUAACAAGAUACUGAGUAAUAUAUUUUUUUCUACAGAAUAGAUUUGUGGAAAAGAAGCUUGUAGGAGGAACUGUGCUCGAGGAGAACCUCCUCAGCAUCAGGCCGAUGCCUUUUCACAUUAAAAGCCUGUUAUUCCGCGUGUGAGCGCUUGGUUCUUCACUGCGCGCACACCGUAAUCUUUUAGCAUAUUUUCCAGAAGCAGGCGGAGCUACGGACACUGAGAUGGAGGGAUGCUGCUGACGAGCAGGUGUAUGCUGCGGAUGUCUUCGGGAUGCACUGUGGCCAGGCACGAUCCGAGGAAGCCGAAUAGACAACAUUUCACGGUGGACUGUUGCUGUUUUGUCGCGCCGUGUGGACCCCGCGGGGCGCAGGUUUGAUCCCCGCGGCUCCGCGAUGUGAAGCUCCAUCCGAGGCUCGACGGCCGCAGCCUUUAACCCGAAACCUGGUAUUAUGCGGGGAACCGGGGGCACUGCACGCAUUACAGGGGGACGAAGCACCGCUUUACCAAACCUUUUCCACACCGGCAGUAUCAGCCAACUAUGGUCGACCCCUCGGAGCCUGAGGAGCAGAACAAGUGCAAAGGCCCACAGCUCGACGCGCCGGCCGUGCCCAGUGAAGACCCCCGGCUGCCGGAGCAGGUCGACGGCGCGCCCACAGAGGAUGACGGGGACGCCGGUUUCCACACGCCGCCCUCCGGCAGCUCGGAGCCUAGCCCCUGCCACGCCGCAUCCCCGGCCGAGCCGGACGCCGCCUCUCCGGGGCCGCCGUCCCCUGAGCAGCCGCAGACUCCGACCGACAGAGAGCCGUCGCCCAAACUGCACCUGGACCUGUUCAACUUCGACUCGCCGGCCGCAGAGGGCAGCCGCUACGUGCUGACGAGCCCCCACUCGCUGGAGGCGUGCGCGCGCUGCGGGGUCAAACCCGUGGAGCUCCUGCCCCGCCCGCUGGCCGACUUCGCCCGGGAGGCCCCCGGCCGCUCCAUGCGCGUGGCGACGGGCCUGUUCGAGGUCUACGAGAGGGACCGGCACGCCAAGCUGAGGCAGUGCAGGGAGGAGAGGGAGAGGAUCGUCCGCGAGGAGAAGAGGAGGAUUCUGCAGGCGGCGGUGAACACCGGCGGCGGCGCUGCGUCAGCCCCCGCCGAGGAGCAGCAGCUCAAUACCUCCUCUCGGCCGGCGACCUCCAGCUCGGCCCCUGACAGAGCCUCCAGGGCCCCUGCGUCGACAUAUAAAGCGACUUCUGCUCUCUCGUCUAAAGCCCCCAGCACAUCCCCUAAAUCUCAGUCCUCAAGAGCCACCUGCAGGCCGCCCUCCAAAGGCGGAUUCCAUGGAUCUGCGAAGCCGUCGCCGGAGCAAGCAAAAAGCCCACGGCCGCUCUCGUCCGGCCCCCCGCCAGCAGUCGGGAAGUCCUCCUCCGGUAAAUCAUCAAACACUUUCCCCAGGUCGACACCCAAAACCCCCACCUUCCCGAGAGCCAACUCCACAUUAGCGCCGUCGGCGAAGAGGCCGGCGGUUCAGAGCUCCGGGGCCCCUCUGAACGGCGUCGCAGGAGCUCCGGUCUCCGAGCACAACGGGCACCCCGGGCCUCCCUCCAAGGCGCCAGGAAAGAGCCACUCGCUGGAGUCCCUACAGCGGAGGGCAGAGCAGCUCUGCUCCUCCGCCUCCAACACCACGACCACGUGCACCUCGUCCGAGUCGGGCGCUUCCUCUUCUUACAGCUGGGACGGCGCGCGGGAUCACUGGGCGAAGGCCUCCAGUCCCCGGGCCCGCACUAUGGCCACCUUCAACUCCCUGAUGGGCCGCAGCCUCAGCCUCGGCGACCUCAGCCACUCGCUGCAGACGACGCAGAAAGUGGAGCGCAUCGUGAGGGAGGUGAAGCGCCGGGGCCUCAAGGCCGUGUCCGAGCGCGUCCGCAAGAUCGCCUCUCUGAUGCUCGCCCGGUACCAGGAGGAGGACAUCAUGAGUCAGACGCGCUACGUGGCCCACCUCCAGUGGGACAGCGAGCGGCGGAUGGAUGAGCUGCGGCGGGAGCAGGAGGACCGGGAGAAGCAGCGCGCCGUGCUCCAGUGCCAGCGGGUGUGGCAGACCCAGGUGUCCCGGCGCCAGCGGCGGCUCAGCCAGCAGGAGCGGCUGUCGGCGGCCGCCAGGAUGCGCCAGGCCGAGGAGAGCGAGGAGCGGUGGAGGGAGCUCGCCGAGCAGCAGGAGCGCGGCCGCCUGCUGAGGUUUCAGCAGACGGCGCGCGAGGAGAAGCACAAGAAGGCUCUGCAGGAGCAGAACCUGAGGGCCCUCGAGGAGGAGCGGGCGGCCAUGUUGGAGCAGGAGAGGCUGCUGCUGAAGGAGAAGCUCACCAUGGCCGAGCUGAAGAGGCAAGAGAAGGAGCACCAGAGCCAGGAGGACCGACGGGGUCUGAACAAAGCCGAGAAGAGGCGCCACGCCGCCCUCACACAGGAGAUCGCCCGCCGGGAGCAGGAGGAGAGGGAGGAGGCCAGGAGGGCGGCGGAGGAGAAGCUCAGCCGCUCGCUGGAGAACUACGAGCAGAUCGUCGAGCGCCGCGGCCUGGAGCUCAAGGAGAAGGCCAAGCGCGAGGGCAAGCAGAUCCAGAAGGCGCGCAAGGCGGCGGAGAAGCUGGAGAAGCAACAGCAGCAGCAGCUGGAGGCGCGCGCCAAGGAGGCGGAGAAGCGGGCCCAGCAGGCGGCCCUGGUGGCCGAGGAGAAGGCCAAGGAGAAGUCCCAGCGGGCGGUCCACACCCGGCAGGAGAAGGAGAAGCUCCAGAGGCUGAACAGGCAGCGGGUGGAGGAGGAGGAGAGGCAGAGGCGCCUGGAGCUGCUGCAGUCCAUCGAGAGGAAGCUGGAGAAGAGCGAGCAGAUCUUCAAGGAGAAGAGGGCGGUGCUGGAGAGCGCCCGCUCCGUGGCCCGAGCCUCCUUCCACGUGCGGGACAAAGUGCGGGAGGAGACCAACAUGCGGACCUUUGAUAAAAUGGCCCUGGAAGCUCAACUCAAAGCCAGCUUGGAUGAGAAAUAAACCCCUGCUGCUGGUCGUUCUCCGUGGCCCUCAUCCACCAGCAGCUUCACCCCUUUUCUCCUUAAGACCCCCGGUGUUGUUGUGUCCUUACGCCCCCUCAGCUCCUUUGGUUCCCUUUUCGCCCCAAACUUUUUUUUAUCGUUAAAAAGCCUUUCGAAGCGAAGCUAAUUUUGCGUCAUGGAUGUAGUGAGACGCUGAGUGACCAUAUAGGCCUGUACGGGUUGUACAGUGGACUUCAUAACAGUAGAGGAAGGCUGCCCUGUGGUGCAACCCUCCCCCCUCCUUCACUUUGCCCCCUGCGCCGUCUAUCUCAGCUACUGGACUGAAGGCUGUGCAGUGAUGAAAAGAGUCAUUGUUUACCAGGAAGCACAACUCCAUGACAACAGCAGAGGCUUUUAAGGGAGCUGCUCCUUCAGGGGCAAGUCAAGCGCAAAUGGU